Molecule: messenger RNA, 1719 nt
Organism: Solanum verrucosum
Lineage: Eukaryota; Viridiplantae; Streptophyta; Magnoliopsida; Solanales; Solanaceae
Exons: 12
Coding region: 100-1500 (466 amino acids)
Source: RefSeq, a predicted model, not a curated record
GCUCCUUCAGGAGUCGACGUCUGCAACUAUUUGGUGGCUGCAAUUUCACGCUAUAAAUAUACAAAUUAAACCAAUUAAUUAUCUACUUCGUGGGAAGCCAUGGCCAUUACAGGGGCACUUCCUUCUUCACCAUUUCUGGGCCAUGUUCCUUUCCACCUUGGGAAAUCUUCAUCUACGUACUUUACCCACAAUUCAGUUUGUAUUUUCAAAGUAAAAGCACUGUUUUGGGGUUCAAGAAGAAGUGUAAAGCCUGCUGACAAGGUUCUUUCGCUUGGGGAAUUCACUUUAUCUGAGGCGGAUUCACUGGGGGAUACAGGAACUCCUGAAAAGAUAUCUGUUUCUGUGGUUUCCUCAAUCUCAGAGGUUUCACCAGAUAAUUGGGAUUCUUGCAGUCUGGAUGCCACAGGCCAUCAGCAGUUUAAUCCCUUUCUCUCACACGGUUUUCUUUCGAGCUUAGAGGAGUCUGGCUCUGCUGUGGAGGGAACUGGCUGGAUUCCACAACACAUCAUUGCUGAGGAUGAAAGUAAAAAUAUUUUAGGUGUUGUUCCUCUCUAUCUCAAAAGCCAUUCCUAUGGUGAAUAUGUAUUCGAUAAUUCUUGGGCAAAUGCCUAUUACAAUUAUGGUUUGAGCUAUUAUCCAAAGCUGCAAUGCUCGGUGCCUUUCACUCCAGUUACUGGCCCAAGGAUCUUGGUCCGUAACACUUCACAUAGAGAUCAAGUCUUUGACAUCCUGGUCUCUGCAAUGAAGGAUUUGGCAGUCAAGUUCAACGUUUCAUCUCUACAUAUUACUUUUCCAACUUCAAAUGAGUGGCACAAGUUGGAGGAGAAAGGUUUUCUGCAAAGGACCGGAAUGCAGUAUCAUUGGAAAAAUCGUAAUUAUAAAAACUUUGAUGAGUUUUUGAUGGACAUGAAGCAGAGCAAGAGGAAAAACAUUCGUCAAGAACGCAAGAAGAUAUCGGCUCAAAACGUGACCAUGAAACGCUUAAGAGGACAUGAAAUCAAGGCCAGUCAUUGGGACACAUUUUAUAAGUUCUACAGAAAUACAACCGAUAACAAGUGGGGUACUGCUUAUUUAACGAGAGAUUUUUUUCAUCGUAUGGGUGCAAAGAUGGGCGACAAUGUACUGCUUGUCAUUGCGGAAGAAGGUGAUGAGCUUGUAGCUGCUGCCCUGAAUCUUAUUGGAGGAGAUACCUUGUAUGGACGACUAUGGGGAUGUCUCCCAGGAACCUACUAUGCAAAUUUGCAUUUUGAAGCAUGCUAUUACCAGGCCAUAGACGCGGCAAUUGAACUAAAUCUUAGCACAGUAGAGGCUGGUGCUCAGGGUGAACACAAAAUUCAAAGGGGAUAUAUGCCAGUACCUACCUACAGCUGUCACUAUAUUCUAGAUGAGGAUUUUAAGCGAAUCAUUGAUGAUUUCUUGGUACGAGAAACAGCUCAGGUUAAACUUGUUAUGAAUUUAUUACAGGAUUCUGGUCCCUUCAAGGAGAAUGUAUGGAAUUGAUUAUGGUGCGCGUUUAUAGCUAUUCCCUCUUCUAAUUCACCAAUCAGAGUGACAUCUUUUGUUGGCAGAAGUACCCAUCCUAUGUUUACUGGGGAAAUAUCUUCUGUUUAAAGCAUUUAUCAUUUUCUAAGAACAGAUAAGACCUUUCAACCAAUAUUCAAAAUUGUAAAUAUCCAAGUAAGCCAUGUAUAGAAAAGCGAACGAUCAAUGUUCCUCCUG